AGGACUCCAUUGUCAACUAACUAAAUAUUAAAAAGCUCCCUUUUUAAAACGUUCUAAUACUCACCCAAACACAUCACUUUGAAACUAAAACAAAAACCAGAGCGAAGCGGAGGAGAGGAGAGAGUUGCACUCGAGAUAUGGCUGGCUCUUGGAGAGCACGCGGUGCUGUUGUAUCAGCAAUUCUUCUAUUCGGAUGUCUGUUUGCAAUUUCGAUUGCGAAAGAGGAAGCUACGAAGUUGGGGACAGUGAUCGGUAUAGAUCUCGGAACUACAUACUCAUGUGUUGGUGUUUACAAGAAUGGUCAUGUGGAGAUUAUAGCCAAUGACCAAGGUAAUCGUAUUACCCCAUCUUGGGUUGGUUUCACCGACGGUGAAAGGCUCAUUGGUGAGGCUGCCAAGAAUCAGGCAGCUGUCAAUCCUGAGAGGACCGUCUUUGAUGUCAAGCGACUUAUCGGAAGAAAGUUUGAGGACAAGGAGGUCCAGAGGGACAUGAAGCUGGUCCCUUAUAAGAUUGUUAACAAGGAUGGAAAGCCUUAUAUUCAGGUUCAGGUUAAGGAUGGAGAGACCAAGGUCUUUAGUCCUGAGGAGAUCAGUGCUAUGAUUUUGACCAAGAUGAAGGAUACAGCUGAAGCAUACCUAGGGAAGAAAAUUAAGGAUGCUGUGGUCACAGUUCCUGCUUACUUUAAUGAUGCCCAGAGGCAAGCUACCAAGGAUGCUGGUGUUAUUGCUGGGCUUAACGUGGCUAGAAUUAUCAAUGAGCCGACCGCUGCUGCUAUUGCCUAUGGUUUGGACAAGAAGGGUGGUGAGAAGAACAUUCUUGUUUUUGAUCUUGGUGGUGGAACAUUCGAUGUUAGUAUCUUGACAAUUGACAAUGGUGUUUUUGAGGUUCUUUCAACAAAUGGAGACACUCAUUUGGGAGGAGAGGACUUUGAUCAGAGGAUUAUGGAAUACUUUAUCAAAUUGAUCAAGAAAAAGCACGGAAAGGACAUCAGCAAGGAUAACAGAGCUCUUGGAAAGCUCAGGAGGGAGGCUGAACGAGCCAAGAGAGCCCUAAGCAGUCAGCAUCAAAUUCGUGUGGAAAUUGAAUCACUUUUUGAUGGCACAGAUUUCUCUGAACCACUCACAAGAGCCCGUUUUGAAGAAUUGAACAAUGAUUUGUUCAGGAAGACCAUGGGUCCUGUGAAGAAGGCAAUGGAAGACGCUGGUUUGCAGAAGAAUCAAAUCGAUGAAAUUGUUCUUGUUGGUGGAAGUACAAGAAUUCCAAAGGUUCAACAACUCCUUAAGGACUACUUUGAUGGGAAAGAGCCCAACAAGGGUGUGAACCCCGACGAAGCUGUUGCUUUUGGUGCCGCUGUACAAGGAGGCAUCUUGAGCGGAGAGGGUGGUGAUGAAACCAAAGAUAUCCUUCUCCUGGAUGUGGCACCACUUACCCUUGGUAUCGAAACAGUUGGUGGAGUGAUGACCAAGUUGAUUCCUAGGAAUACUGUCAUCCCUACCAAGAAAUCUCAAGUUUUCACUACUUACCAGGAUCAACAGACUACUGUCUCCAUUCAGGUCUUUGAAGGUGAGAGGAGUCUUACAAAGGACAAUAGACUGCUCGGGAAAUUCGAUCUCACCAGCAUUCCUCCCGCUCCAAGAGGAACCCCUCAAAUUGAGGUUACUUUUGAAGUUGAUGCCAACGGUAUCUUAAAUGUCAAGGCUGAAGACAAGGGCACUGGUAAAUCUGAAAAGAUCACCAUUACUAACGAGAAAGGUCGUCUAAGCCAGGAAGAAAUUGAUCGUAUGGUCCGCGAGGCUGAAGAGUUUGCCGAGGAAGACAAGAAGGUGAAGGAGAGAAUUGAUGCUCGCAACAGUCUGGAAACGUACAUCUACAACAUGAAAAACCAGGUUAACGACAAAGACAAGCUCGCCGACAAGCUUGAAUCCGAGGAGAAGGAAAAGAUUGAAACCGCCGUGAAGGAAGCCCUGGAAUGGCUUGACGACAACCAGUCAGCUGAGAAGGAGGAUUACGAUGAGAAGCUGAAGGAGGUUGAAGCUGUGUGCAACCCGAUCAUUACCGCGGUGUAUCAGAGAUCCGGUGGAGCCCCAGGAGGUGGCUCAACUGAAGAAGGUGAAGAUGAGGACUCACACGAUGAGCUGUGAGAAUGUUUGCUUCCGUUGCUGAGAAGAACGUAGGGUAGGAUGACGAUGAUGAGGAUGAGGAUGGCUGAGAAUAGUGUAAUUUUGUUUUUAUCUGAUGGUAGAAGCAAAAGGGAAAGGAAUUUUCCCUUUAUUUUGCAGUUUCUUUUUGGAGGUUGAAACACAUUGAACAUAUCCUUGUUUAUUAAUUUUGUAAUUCUGUUAUUUUUGUUUUUAAA
This is a messenger RNA of Mercurialis annua (annual mercury), 2356 nucleotides long. RefSeq names its product luminal-binding protein 5. Lineage: Eukaryota; Viridiplantae; Streptophyta; Magnoliopsida; Malpighiales; Euphorbiaceae. The coding region runs from base 138 to 2141 and encodes 667 amino acids. The record is from RefSeq and is a predicted model, not a curated record. Gene Ontology annotation, molecular function: heat shock protein binding; ATP hydrolysis activity; misfolded protein binding. The transcript has 8 exons. Gene Ontology annotation, biological process: protein refolding; endoplasmic reticulum unfolded protein response; cellular response to unfolded protein. Gene Ontology annotation, cellular component: nucleus; membrane; cytoplasm.